Molecule: messenger RNA, 231 nt
Organism: Prorocentrum cordatum
Lineage: Eukaryota; Dinophyceae; Prorocentrales; Prorocentraceae
Source: the annotation of a GenBank genome assembly
AUGAAACAGAGAAUUUUAUGUUACAACAGGUGCGGGAGCUACACUGCUUACACUGCUGGCAGUCCAGGCGACUUGGCCCUGCACACUGGCGCCGGCCUGAACUCCACCGAGGCGUUCCGGCACGCCCUGAGGGGAUCGCCCGACUGCCGGCCCCAGUCCGGGCGACACCCUCAGGCCCGGGCGGCGCCCGCGGGCGGCGGCGCGCUCGCCGCCGCCCUCGCCCAGCAGUGA